Messenger RNA from Lonchura striata (white-rumped munia), 6508 nucleotides. RefSeq names its product trafficking kinesin protein 2 (gene TRAK2). Gene Ontology annotation, cellular component: dendrite; cytoplasmic vesicle; mitochondrion. NCBI's taxonomy places the organism in Eukaryota, Metazoa, Chordata, Aves, Passeriformes, Estrildidae. The record is from RefSeq and is a predicted model, not a curated record. Gene Ontology annotation, biological process: neurogenesis; protein targeting; vesicle transport along microtubule. Gene Ontology annotation, molecular function: myosin binding; GABA receptor binding.
UGGCGGCGGCCCGCCGGGGGCUGUAGUUCUGGGCGGGAGCCGAGCGGAAGCCGUCGGGGCCCUUCCUCAGUCGCCGCUGUGUUGCAUGCGGGGCUGCGGCGGGAAGAGCGGCGCCGGAGGGAGCGCAGCGUGGGCCGAGUAAGCGAGCACUCGGCGCCGGCCCGGCGCUGCUCUGCCGCCUCACGGGCGAGCGGCGCGCUCCGUGCCUCACACCCUGCAGGGGUUAACCCUCCCUCGUCUCGCCCGGGGCCGUUCCCGCCGGGCCGCGGCACCACCCGGGCUGGCAGGUGAUGGGUGAGCUGAGAAACUGGUGAAGCUUCCAUGAAAUAUUUCUACUGAUCAGUAGCCCAGGUGAAAUAGGCAUGUCCUAAGAUGGCAGUAGAUCUGGAGUAUGGACCAGCCUACAGAAGUGAGUUGAUGCCAGAUUUAUGAGCCUCUGUGGCUUGAUGGCUCUCACUUCCUCUGUCUCUAAACCAAAGCCAUCUUUUUACCAAAGCAGUAAAGGAAUGGUGCACAGCUUGAUUAGAGAAUGCUCUUCUUGAGGAAGUGAACUGUGAAGGAAGGACUCAUGAGUUUUGAUCCCAGGGGCUUGGAGUGCGUCCCUGACGGCUGCUCCAAUGAAGACCUUCCUGAGGUGGAGUUGGUGAGCAUGCUGGAAGAACAGUUGCCAGAUUACAAGUUACGAGUGGACUCUCUGUACCUGCAUGAAAAUCCGGACUGGAUUCAGCCCAUGGCUUGCCAUGGCUGGCUGCCGGAGAUGGCUUCUUCAGCUCGUGAGGAGGACUCCUUCCGUUACAUGACUCUUAUUGAACUUCCUUCCUCCUCCUUGGAUGGAUCUCACAAAUUUGCACAAGUUCUUGACACAGAAAACGUGGAGCAGAAAGACUACGGUGAAGCUGACAUGGUCAAACGUCUGUUAGCUGAGAAAGAUCGGGACCUGGAACUGGCAGCACGGAUUGGACAAGCCCUCCUUAAGCGAAAUCAUCUGUUGAUGGAGCAUUUUUUUGCACUGGAAGAUUUUUUUUUACAAAUUUUUUUCAGAGUUAACCAGCUGCAGCAUGAGCUGUCAAAGAAGGAUGACCUGCUGCGUAUUGUUUCCAUCGCCUCUGAGGAGAGUGAGACAGAUUCCAGCUGUUCCACACCACUGCGCUUCAACGAGUCUUUCACUGUGCCCUACGAUCCAUUGCAGCUGGAUGUCCUGCAGGAUAAACUCCGAGAGCUGGAGGAGGAGAACCUGGCUCUGCGAUCCAAGGCUUGCCAUCUGAAGUCAGAAACCAUCACAUAUGAAGAGAAGGAACAGCAGCUGGUCAAUGACUGUGUCAAAGAACUCCGGCAAACAAAUGCUCAGAUUUCCAGGAUAACAGAGGAGUUGUCAGAGAAGAGUGAGGAGGUGAUUCACUACCAGGAAGAGAUCUCAUCCCUUUUGUCCCAGAUUGUUGAUCUUCAGCAUAAACUCAAAGAGAAUGUGAUUGAGAAGGAGGAGCUGAAACUUCACUUACAAGCCUCCAAAGAUGCUCAGAGACAGCUGACAGCAGAGCUCCAUGAGUUUCAAGAUCGGAAUGCAGAGUGUCUGGGGAUGUUGCAUGAGUCCCAGGAAGAAGUGAAGUUGCUGCGCAGCAGAGCCAGCUCUGUCGCUUGUCUCUGCCACCCGCAGUCCCGUGGAGCAUUUCCUGUGGAUUCCCUUGCAGCAGAAAUUGAAGGGACAAUGCGGAAGGAAUUGAGUCAGGGUGAUGAAUCUGUUCUCUCCAAGCAAAAGGGUCAACAGAAGCGAGUGUUUGACACUGUCAAGAUUGCUAAUAUCAUCCGUGGCCGCUCCUCUUCCUUUCCUGCCCCAUUGCCAAUCCCUGGAUCAAAUCGCUCGAGUGCUGUUAUGACGGCAAAGCCCUUCCAGUCUGGCGUGCACCACUUGGAGAGCCACGCACGGGUGGCACCAGGGAGCAGCUCUGAGAAGAAUUUGAAAGACACUCACAGUCCUGGCCAGCCGGGAACCCCUGGAGACAAUGACCUGGUCACAGCUCUGCACAGGCUCUCCCUGCGUCGUCAGAACUACCUGAGUGAGAAGCAGUUCUUCGAGGAGGAGUGGGACCGAAAAUUGCAUUUGCUUGCUGAGCAGAAAGAAGAGGCUAGUAGCUGCAGUACACCAACAGAAAGCUCUUUUUCCCCAAGUACAAACUCAGAAUUCACAGAUCUCUCUGCCAGCUCUAGUAAUCUCCGUGUUCUCCUACCAGAGAAGUUGCAAAUUGUCAAACCCAUUGAAGGAUCUCAGACCCUUUUUCAUUGGCAGCAGCUUGCUCGACCCAACCUCGGCACGAUUCUAGACCCAAGACCUGGUGUUGUUACUAAAGGCUUUACCCCUCUGUCUGAUGAUACUGUGCACCACAUCUCUGACCUGGAGGAAGAUGAUGAGGAAGAGGGUGAAGGAGGUAUAACAUUUCAAGCACAACAGUCUUUCCCGGAGGAAAAGAAAUGUGCAUUGGCAAAACCAGCAGCAGGCAUUUUCCUGCCACCUGUUACUUCAGCAGCACUACCACUCACUGCCUCAAAUCCAGGGAAGUGUCUAUCUUCAACAAAUUCCACAUUUACCUUCACUACCUGUAGGAUCCUUCACCCCUCUGAUGUCACUCAAGUAACUCCCAGUUCCAUGGGUGCUCCUUUUUCACUGGGGAAUACUGGCAGCAGUACUGGAAACCCAGUAGUGAGCACUCCAGCUAAUCCUUACAGACGAAGUAUUGGAGAAUUUCUUACCAACAGAAGAGAUUCAACUACUACUUUCAGCAGCACAAGCAGCCUGGCUAAACUUUUGCAAGAACGAGGCAUCUCUGCCAAGGUUUAUGACAGCCCCAUGUUAGAAAAACUGCCUUUGCUGCAACACCCUCAAACUCUUCUCAUUCCUUCUACUCCACCAAAUUCUCCUUCACGUUCACCUUGUCCUUCCCCUCCACCAUUUGAGCCUCGAGUGCAUCAUUCGGAGAAUUUCCUGGCUUCUCGACCAGCAGAGACAUUUUUGCAGGAAAUGUAUGGCCCAAAGCCUUCCUGUAACGUCCCUGACGUAGGCCAGCUGAAGAUGAACCUCGUGGACAGACUGAAGAGGCUGGGCAUUGCCAGGGUGAUCAAGCCCCCUGAAACACAGGACCAUGGCAAGAAUCAGGGGCCAGAGGUUGGCUUGCAGAGGCAGGACUCAGCUGGGUUUUUAAAUGCAGGUAGCAAUUUAAUGGCAGGACUCAGAAGAAACCAGAGUCUUCCAGCCAUAAUUGGAGCAUUAGGAGCUCCUGUUUGCACACAGUCAUCAAAAAUGGAUAUACUAAAGGAAGACUAACUGGCCUGAAAGGUGUUUGACUUAGAGCACAGUAAAUAAUUUGAGGGAUGAACAUCCAGUACAGGCAUUGUUAGGUGUGUUACAGAAGUGUUGGAGAAGGCAUGUGCAUGUUAAAAUGUGGGAGAGACAAGCGCUGGGACCAAGGAGCAAAGGAACAUUGCUUGGAUUUGAGGAAGAAGGUUUUGUGGGAGAUAGAAAGGUAAAACCAAAGCUUUAUUUCAAGACCCCCUUCAGCAUCUUGUCUUAACUUAGAAGUGAAGACUGCUGUAGACAUUUUCAGUGUUUUAACCCUUUAACCUGUAUGUGUAGAUACUAUUUUUCCACCAUACAUCCACAGUAUUUACUAAUUGUUUGCAGUCAGGCUACAUAAUAUAAAUAUAAUAUUAAAAUAACAAUCAGUCUGACCAGCCUUAUCAGCCCAAGUUCCUCUAUGUAGGAAACGAAUAUGAAAACUUGGAUUUUUUUUCAUUCUUUUAUUUUCCAUUUCAGAAACUCUGCUCUUUUGAACUCCUCCUCACUUUCAGAAGCAGGGGAGAGAAUCUUUAGCUCUGUGUAAGAAAGUAAUACUUCAGUUUACAAACACAGGAUUUAUAUUUUGAAAGAGUGCAAUUGUGUUAGUGAGGUGUAAGUUAAUUUCUUUCCAGAGCUUGUGAAUAAAGCACACAGAGAAAUGUGCAAUGAAUAAGAAUUAAGAACCGGCAAAAUGUGUAUUGGGGUGAAAACAUCCAGCUAAGAAAUCUUUCUAACGUGUAGUUUGCAUCUAUUUAAAUGAGGAUAGUUUUGUUGCACGCACACUCACACAAAUAUCUCAGGCACAUUUCAGCAUUGCAAAAGGAAAUAAACCCUAGGUGCUUGAUUCAGGGCUUCUUUUUAAAGACUUAAAUGGAGAUCAUUUACUUCAAGGAAAUUGUUGGAAGUUCAGAAAACUGCCUCUUGUCUUGCCAAGUACACAUUCUGUAUAUUUGAGAGUUCUCCAGUAAACUUUAUGCCUUUCAUUCAAUUAUUUCUCAUUUUAAGCAGGAUUUUGUUUAAAAUAUUUCAUUAAGAGCAAAAUUUGCAAGUCUCUAUAUAGAAACAGGAAGAAAAAAGCUGGUGUUCUUUGUAGCAUUUUAAUGAAUAUUGAAAUCCAGUGAUCAGUGAGGGAGUGUGGUUCUGAACCUAGCUGAGGCAGACUUUCCAACUCAAAAAAGAACUUCAUUUUAGAAAUCUGGUUUCUGAGUGUUAAUGAUAAAAAUAUUACUGCCCAUGCUGCUUUUUUGAUCCCUUCCUGUCCAAGGUUCUAACCAUAAGUGAACAAUCUACAAGAGAUGUUUUGUGUAGCUUAAGAAAAAGUUGUCUUUGCUAGUGACCUGAAUAGAAACAGCUUCUUAGUCUUUAUAUAAAUUUUCACUGUACCUAUCAACAUUAUAAAAUUAUUUGUUUCCAUACAAUUAGAUUAAGCAGUUAAGUUUACCUUUCCUGUUACUAUGUAAGUGGGGUAUAGCUGGCAGCUGUCUGGGAGUGUGGUGUGAAGCAUCAGUGCAAUCACACUGAUUUGCAUUUGCUGUUAGGCACAUCAUCCAUAAUCAGCACCCUCGUUUCUGCAGGGGUGAAUGGAGUAAGGCAGAAAAAGAAAGCUUCUUAUCCUUGUUUAUAGGAAAUUUGUAAUGUGGCCUUUCUGAUUUUACAGUUCUGUAGAUCUUGUGAUGACUCUCUGAUAUUUUUGUUUUGUAAAAGGAAAAGGAGUAACCACUUCAAACUUGCACAGGGAUUCUUAGCAGAAGCUUGUCUGUCAGCAGCGCACAGAAAUAUUCUGGAACUCCUGGAGUUGCCUUUUGCUCUCUAAGCAAAAUCUUACACUUACAAAAGGUGAAUUUUAUUUAAAAGACUAUAUACGGGUUAAUUUUGUUUUUUAAAUGAAAAAUAUUUAAUUUUUUCAUGUAAGUAUUUAUGUUUGUAUGUACUUAGCUGUGCAUGGUGUCUUGCCUAGCUACAUACGGUAAGAGUGAAAGGAGGGACUGCCAUGUUGGUCUCAGUGGCCUGGGAUGGGUAUGUCUGCUGUGUAACUUCCAGGGAAACGAGUUAGCAAAAGCUGAUUAGACAGUUUGGUACCAACAGAGAAGUGUAGCAUGUCAAAAGUCCGUCCAUUUUAUGUGUUUAUUGUAGGAAUACCUGAGUUACAGAUAAAUUUUUGAAGGUACUACACUGUGUUUCUAACUGGCUUCAUAAGAUAACUCCAGCCACUGGAUCAGCAGAGUAGCAAAUCAGCUAAGGCAGAAUUCCUUUGGCAGACCAUGGUUCAGGUAAAACUAAUCUACAAGCAUAUAAAUGAAAUGCAUGUUUCUCUUGGAGACACUUCCCUAUUCCAUAGCCCAGCAAUACAAACUGGCUCAGUUCGAACAAUGCUGUGCAUGUUGACAGCUUGGUUUGUUCUGUAGCUGAGGUGUAUCAUCAGAUACUUUACAUAAGGCAAAAAGAAAAUGGAAGAACCUCAAUACCAUGGUGUUUGUGUGUGUUUACCCAGUUGGUUGAUGCUGUGGUGCAGUGUUGUUCAAAUUCUGUCAUGCGUUUAUGCCUUUGGAUAGUCAUGCAUAGUUUGGAUAUACAUGCCUGGCUUGCAAUAACAGGGAAAAUUGAUACUUCUUCCAAGUUUACCAUUUUGUACCAAAACCUAGAAGAGAAACUCUUUUUUAAUAAUAUGUGUUUCUGAGAACAUUUUACAAGUUACCAUGAUUCUAGGAAUGAUUUGGCUUUUGUUGUCUCCCAUAAGAGAGGUGACAAACUUGCAUGGCUGACAUCCUGCACCUAGAAGGAAGAAGUAAACCUAGAAGGAAUGGAGAAUUACAUUUUGGCAGGGUUCUGUUAUCUUGCAGGUUUGAGUCAAACAUGGAUGCUAGAAAGUACUUAUCCGUGCCUGUGCAAGUUACAAGUGACAGAAGGGAAUUUUUGUACUUACUGUAACUCAGUGAUACCUGCAUGCUCAAAAUACCUGUGAUCAAAGUUAAAACAUCUACUGCAGUUGAAUAGCAACAGAGGGAAGGAAAGUAAUUGCGUUUGGGUUUCAUUUGGCUGUUACAUCAGGGAAUUACACACAGUGUUUGAACAGUCUGGGAUUUUCAUGGUAUUUUUUCCAUCUGCUUUUUGCACUUACUGUUGUUUCAUAGUGGAAUGUAAAUUUGAUAAUAAACAUGUAUAACAUGCCAUUUUUCAGUA